This is a messenger RNA of Struthio camelus australis, 1146 nucleotides long. The record is from RefSeq and is a predicted model, not a curated record. NCBI's taxonomy places the organism in Eukaryota, Metazoa, Chordata, Aves, Struthioniformes, Struthionidae.
UGGCUCUUCUUCCUCUUCAUCAUCCUCGGCGUGACGGCGGAGAAGUUCUUCUGCCCCAACUUGUCGGCCAUCUCCACCAACCUGAAGCUGUCUCACAACGUGGCAGGUGUCACCUUCCUGGCGUUUGGCAACGGGGCUCCGGAUGUCUUCAGUGCCGUGGUGGCCUUCUCCAACCCACGAACAGCGGGGCUGGCCAUCGGCGCCGUCUUUGUCGACAUGGUGGCCGGCUUCCUCACCUUCAUGGUACUCUACUUCGGCAGGAUCACGCUCGGAGAGGCCCUGGGUUACCUGGGACUCUACAUCUUCUAUGUCUUCACCGUGGUGCUCUGCACCUGGAUCCACCGGCGGCCGCUGCUGACGGACACUGAAGAGGGAGAGUCCUUGGGCACCAACAGCGGCGAUUACGGCGAGGAGUAUCGGCCCCUGCCCCCCUACCAGGAGACCUCGCUGCGCAUCCUGGCGGCGGCCCUCAGCCCCGUGGACUACCGCAAGUGGAGGAGGAAGCCUUGGUACUGGCGGCUCUUCAGGGUGCUCAAGGUCCCCGUGGAGCUGGUGCUGCUGCUCACGGUGCCCGUCGUGGACCCCGACAAGGACGACCUGAACUGGAAGAGGCCCCUCAACUGCCUGCACGUGGUCACCAGCCCCCUGCUCUGCAUCCUCACCCUCAAGUCGGGCACCUACGGGCUGUACCAGAUCCAGGGCGUCUUCCCCGUCUGGGCGCUGGUCAUGCUGGUCGGCACCGUCGUGGCCGUUCUGGUCUUCAGCACCACGAGCAACGAGGAGCCCCCCAAGUACCACUGCGUAUUUGCCUUCCUGGGGUUUUUGGCCAGCGCCAUGUGGAUCAACGCGGCGGCCACGGAGCUGGUGAACAUCCUCCGCACCCUGGGCGUCAUCUUCCAGCUGAGCAACACCGUGCUGGGCCUGACGCUGCUGGCCUGGGGCAACAGCAUCGGCGGUGAGGGGGCCACGCUGCCCCAGCCCGGCGCGGCCGGGGGACGCCGCUGCCUGGCCGACGGGGGGCCGAGAGCGGUGGCGAAGGGAGCUCCAGCCCAGGACCAGCCCCGGCGGACGCUCUGGCCUUUCCGACCCCGUACUUGCCCCGCUGCGUCUUCGCCCGCGUUCCUCCGGGACUGGACGGCUGCCUGA